GUCGAGGUUGGGCUCGGCGGCGCUGCUCGAGGGUCCUUCCAGCGUGUGCCGGGCACGGAAGUAAUCGCGGUCGGAGAACCUUUUUUUCCUCAGAGAUUGUGCCAAAAUGGAACGAGACUGCAUGGCCAAAAUCAACAAUUAUUGCCAAAAGAAUAAAUGUACACUGUCUUAUUUUGAUGUCCAGAUGACUGGCCCUUCUCAUGAUCCUGAAUUUACAGUUAUGGUUAAAAUAAAUGAUGAAGAAUAUGGCAUAGGCACUGGUAAAACUAAGAAAGAAGCAAAAGCAGCAGCAGCAAAAAAAUCAUGGGAAAUGAUAGAAGAAAAGCAGAGUAGAUGUUCAAAUAUGCAAAGUCCAGAAUUAAUGAUACCUCCGGUGACCUUAUUACGUGCGCCAACAGCCGAAAUGCUGCCUUCAAUUGACUAUGUCAGCUGGCUAAAUACAUUUUCACAAAAGAAAUUGCAAAUAGUUUCUUAUAAUAUAAAUGCAUUUGGUGGAGGUGACCAUGCUUCCAGAUUUUUAUGUACUUGUACAAUUAGUGGUCAUGUUUAUGGACAGGGCACUGGAAUUUCUCAAGCUGCUGCAAAACAAGCUGCUGCAAAAGAAGCAUAUGAGAAGCUAAAUGAACAAAGAGAUCUAACAGAGGAAAGGGAAACAUCUAACAUCAGUUCCACAACUAGCAAAUCUAGUAAUUUCUGUGGAAGGUUAAGUUUGUCUGACUCAAAUGGUAUUUGUUUUGAAGACUCAGUUGCAAGCUUGACAGGAAAAGUGAAAAACAUGGUAACAAAUGAAAAGCCUUUAUCUUUUCAGAGAAAUGCUCGAAGUUCUGGUCUGAAGUUCAGAAGAAAACUGGCAGCUAAAUUUGAUAAAGCAAGAAACGAUGAAGAAAGUACGUCAGAUUUGGAUGAAAGUUUGUCAGAUUUGGACACAAAUGAAAGUGAGGAGGGUAAAAAUGCAUACACUGAGGAUAAAAGAUUUCUUCAGGAUUUUAAAAAUAUAGAGCCUAUUGGUGAAGGUGGUUUUGGGAAUGUUUUUAAAGCAACAGCAAGGAUUGCUGAGAAAACCUAUGCAGUCAAACGAGUUAAGCUCACAGGGAAUGUAAUGCGUGAAGUGAAAGAACUUGCAGGACUUGACCAUGAAAACAUUGUGCGAUAUUACAGUAGUUGGAAAGGGAAUGACUAUGUAACUUAUCCAGACUCAAGGCAGAGAUCAUCCUCAAAACGUAAGUGUCUUUUUAUCCAAAUGGAAUUAUGUGAGCAAGGGCCACUGGAAAACUGGAUUGAAAAUAAUCGAGAAAAACGAAACUAUCAGGAGAUGGCACAAGACAAGUUUUUACAAAUAGUGAAAGGAGUAGAAUAUAUUCAUUCUAAAGGGUUAAUUCAUCGAGACCUCAAGCCUCAGAAUAUAUUCAUAUCAAAUGAAGAUAAAAUAAAAAUAGGUGACUUUGGGCUUGUGACUUCUGAAGAGUACAACCCUCUGACUGAAAACCGAGGAACAAAAUCGUACAUGGCACCAGAACAGUUUGGAGACAAAUAUGGAAAGGAAGUAGAUAUUUAUGCACUUGGAUUAAUUUGGUUUGAAAUUCUUUCUGCAUUAGCCAGUCAUCAUGAGAAAAAUAAGAUAUGGAAAGAUGUUAAAGAAGGUAACUUUCCAGGGAGCUUCACUGAGAAAUUUGCAACAGAGGCGCCCAUGAUCAAAAAGAUGCUUUCAAGAGACCACCAAAGACGACCUUCUGCAUCUCAAAUACUUCAAUUUCUUAAGUCUGUUGAUAAACACAAUCCACUUAAAGCUCAUAGUUACUAAAUGCCAUUUUAAAA
Rhea pennata is the source of this 1815-nucleotide messenger RNA. It is a transcript of the gene EIF2AK2, whose product is annotated as eukaryotic translation initiation factor 2 alpha kinase 2. NCBI's taxonomy places the organism in Eukaryota, Metazoa, Chordata, Aves, Rheiformes, Rheidae. Gene Ontology annotation, cellular component: cytoplasm; nucleus. Gene Ontology annotation, biological process: protein phosphorylation. The transcript is spliced from 16 exons. Gene Ontology annotation, molecular function: ATP binding; eukaryotic translation initiation factor 2alpha kinase activity. The coding region runs from base 107 to 1801 and encodes 564 amino acids. The record is from RefSeq and is a predicted model, not a curated record.